This is a messenger RNA of Corylus avellana, 1307 nucleotides long. RefSeq names its product zinc finger protein 6 (gene ZFP6). Gene Ontology annotation, biological process: cytokinin-activated signaling pathway; trichome morphogenesis; gibberellic acid mediated signaling pathway. Gene Ontology annotation, molecular function: transcription cis-regulatory region binding; DNA-binding transcription factor activity. Gene Ontology annotation, cellular component: nucleus. The record is from RefSeq and is a predicted model, not a curated record. NCBI's taxonomy places the organism in Eukaryota, Viridiplantae, Streptophyta, Magnoliopsida, Fagales, Betulaceae.
UAUAUAUAUAUAUAUAUAUAUAAUCUGAAACCCCACUUGGUUUUCUUGUCCUGGGUUCUUCCUGAUAUUAGGUGCUUUCUUCUCCUUGGGAUUUUCGCAACUAAACACUCAUUUUUCUUGUUCCUCAUCUUCCAGGUAUCCCUCAAAUGAUUAGUCUCUCUCCAAUAGUGUCCAAACUUUUUUACCCUAUAUAACUAGCUAGCUCCACAUGCAGCCACUACUCAUUAGGAUUGAGAUCACCCACUUGGAUCCCUCUGAUCUGUCUGAUCUCUUGAACUAAUCUUCUCUCUCUCUUUCUCUCUCUCUGUCAUGGCUGAGAUUGAUUAUUCUAGAAAACAGAGUACCAUCACCACCACACCUCUAAAGCUCUUUGGCUUCAACAUCCAGAACGUUUCAGAAGAAAACGACUCAGAUUCAAGCAAAUCCCCAUCUGGGUCUCAGGAAUCCGAAACUUUCCAAUCCGUUGAAGGCCGAAAAUACGAGUGCCAAUACUGUUGCCGCGAGUUCGCAAAUUCACAAGCAUUGGGUGGGCAUCAAAACGCCCACAAGAAAGAACGGCAGCUACUAAAGCGCGCACAAAUGCAAGCCAGUCGAAACCAGCUGGUAGCUGCUUCUCACAUGCGGCGAAACCCAAUGAUAUCAGCGUUCGCGCCACCGCAUCACCUCCUUGCUCCGGGGGCUGCGCCGCCUCAGGCCCCUUCAUGGUUUGUCAUGUCUCAUGCAGGAACUGCCACUCCUUUCGCCCUGCCAAAUGGCACCGUGUAUCAUCAUCAUUCUGCGUCGGCCUCGGUGCCGCCGGGAAGAGGUGUGUAUGCCGGGGGAUCAUUUGGGGAGUCAAUGAUAGCAGUUUUGUCUAAUGGGGAUGGACACCAUGCCGGAGUUAUCCCGGGGAUGAGUGGGUUCGCCAGAGACGGUGCCGGAGGGUCUCACUUCGACAAAGGCUUGGGUCUGGAUUUGCAACUCGGUCUUGGACCUAACUCAUGAGCCAAGAUUUGGGCCCAUGGGAAAUAUGUGGACUUAGGAGCUUGGUGAAUGUAAAUUUCCAAUUUUCUAACUUUAAUGAGUGAAGCAAUUUCAUGUACAUUCUGCGCAAAAAACAGUUCAUUUUUGUUCUCUGAAACUUACUUUCAUUGUUAGCCUCUUUUUUCUCAUAGAGAGCUACUUGUGUUUCUUUGAUCUUAAAAAGAACAGAAAAGAAAUCGUUGAUGAUUGGGAAGUAUGGUUCUGUUUAAGAAUUAAGCUGAGUGUGAAAGCAAAGGAGGUUGUAUGUGGAAGCCAAUUCUAAGUUUUGACAUUUCUCUUGGGUU